ACAGAACAUCAAUCUCUCCCCAUUUCCCAUCUUCUCACCUCCCAAUUCCCAAAUUCUUCCCCCCCACUUCCAGCUUAUUACUCUCCCAUGGCUGCUUUGACUUCGAUUAACGGUGGCCGCUGUGAGGCCGGUGAAGUACAUGUCAUCAUUGGCCCCAUGUUUGCUGGCAAAACCACCGAUUUACUCCGUCGUAUCGAAUCUGAGAGCAGCAGUGGCAGAAAUGUGGCAAUGAUAAAAUCAAGCAAGGACACAAGAUAUGCAAACGAUUCGGUGGUCACACAUGAUGGCUUGAAAUUUCCUUGCUGGUCUUUGCCAGAUCUCACCUCUUUCCAUCACAAGCUUGGAGAUGAUGAAUAUCACAAGCUUGACGUGAUUGGCAUUGAUGAGGCUCAAUUUUUUGAAGAUCUUUAUGAAUUCUGUUGCAAGGCUGCUGAUCAUGAUGGGAAAACUAUAAUUGUAGCUGGCCUUGAUGGGGAUUAUUUGAGGAGGAGCUUCGGAUCUGUGCUUGAUGUAAUACCUCUUGCUGAUACGGUAACAAAGCUGACUGCAAGGUGUGAACUUUGUGGCAAGCGAGCCUUCUUUACCUUGAGGAAGACAGCAGAGACCCAGACAGAAUUGAUUGGAGGAUCUGAUGUCUACAUGCCUGUUUGCCGCCAGCACUAUGUCAGUGGGCAAGCAGUCAUAGAAUCAACAAGGAACGUCCUUGAAUCCUAUAAGGUUUCCCACUGACUCCCAUAUUGAGGUAGCUGCAGUCAUGUAAUGUGCUGACUGGGAGCCCACGCGUGGCUUUCCCAUUAGUUAUCUUUUUUAUCUGCAGAUUGCAGUUUAUGUACAAUGCUGAAUUGGGGGCUUCCAUGGUUCCAGAUAAGUUGAAAACAUCAAUGUACUGAUCAUAAUAUAUAGUAUGGAAUGAGAUUUCUUACAUAAAAUCUUUGUUCAUUUACUGGUAAAUUCAAACAUUUUUCACUGGAGAAGUUCAUUAUUGGCACUUGAUAUAGAAUGAAGUAGCUGAAUCCUCACCAAUUAAUGAUAUCCCUGGCAAAUUAUAGAGCGAGUGAAGUUUUCAAUUCAUAGAAUGUGGGCUUGUUUGAGAGUACAAUAAACAUUACCUUUUAAAAUUAUGUGAAUGUAUGAUAUUUUCUUUCUUCGCAAUUCCACGAAAGACCAAAAACUUAGGAUGUAUAAAGUUGAAUUGUAUUUUAGAAUUUAGCUUCUAUGGAUUUAGCAAUGUUUUAUUUUGUUUCAUUUACCAAUAUCAACCUUGUAUUUAUAAAAAUGCCUAUUUUUCUAGUUUUUUUAACCCUUUAUUUUCCGCUCAAAAACAAGAGAGACAUGACUUAUGACGAGAAAUAAAAGCUUAGUACAAAUCUUCAGAGCCUACCUUCAGAGAAACCGGACAACAUUGCACAGGCAAUAUAAAAGAGGAGUUCAUCACUCUCCCAACAUGAUGAUGGGAGCUGGAUAGGUCUGUUACCAACUAUAUGAAGAGUUUAAGCAAGAAUAAGAGAAAAGCUGAACUUGCCAUUCAACAGAAGGUCUCAACACUAGUUGUUAGGCUGUUAUUCACACAUUGGAAAGUGAAUUCUCUGGAUGGGUAAACCUCUUCUUAUUCGAGCAAGAAACUAACACCAUCCAGUGUUCAAGAUCCAGAUCUCUAUCGAGAUUGUUGAGCCUGGUGAGAUGAUUUGAUAACAUGGGAUUCUUGGAUACAAUUGAAUUCAAGAUGAUGGCUAGGGUUCAUGUUUGGAAAAGAGAUGAUCUGAUCACAUUUAUUUUCUUUUUUUAAUAUAACAAUAUACAUUUUGAAUAACGGUUGUAUUUUAUUUUUAAUGAUUAGCACAAUCACCGAGUAAUCAAUUGGAUUACUUGAUGAUAAGUUAAACUAUAUAUUACGAUAUAAUAAAUAUAAAUGUUUUAUAGUA
Molecule: messenger RNA, 1922 nt
Organism: Populus trichocarpa (black cottonwood)
Lineage: Eukaryota; Viridiplantae; Streptophyta; Magnoliopsida; Malpighiales; Salicaceae
Product: thymidine kinase a
Exons: 5
Coding region: 88-729 (213 amino acids)
Biological process (GO): thymidine metabolic process
Molecular function (GO): thymidine kinase activity; ATP binding
Source: RefSeq, a predicted model, not a curated record